This is a messenger RNA of Effrenium voratum, 369 nucleotides long. The record is from the annotation of a GenBank genome assembly. Lineage: Eukaryota; Dinophyceae; Suessiales; Symbiodiniaceae.
AUGAAGCGCAAGGCGCAGGACCCGCCAGACAUGCCGUCCAAGCAGGAUGCCAUGUCGGCCGCGAACAAGAAGCUCCUGCUGCAGCUGUUUCAGCGGGGCGACUUCCUGGGCGCCCGGCGCCGCAGCCAGGUGGUGCGGGAGGCCUUCCAGGCCACGGCCAACUGCCCAGGCUGCGCGCGGCUUCAUGCAGAGGGCAGGAGGAAGAAGCCGGAGGAUGCCUUCAAAGCCAUCGCCGCAGCGGAGCACCACUUCUUUGAGGAGGAGCAAUGCGGAGAGCUUGGGCCUUUGGUGCACGGCCUGGCCAACCUGCAGCAUUUGCUGAACUCCCAGUGGUAUUUCACUGCGGCGGACGCCCUUUGGAAGGCCUGA